Molecule: messenger RNA, 3818 nt
Organism: Saprolegnia diclina VS20
Lineage: Eukaryota; Oomycota; Saprolegniomycetes; Saprolegniales; Saprolegniaceae
Exons: 7
Coding region: 79-3789 (1236 amino acids)
Biological process (GO): transmembrane transport
Cellular component (GO): membrane
Molecular function (GO): ATP hydrolysis activity; ABC-type transporter activity; ATP binding
Source: RefSeq, a predicted model, not a curated record
UUUCGUUGGUCCACCGCGUGAUAUGCAUCAGACAGACUGCUUCCGACUGCAACGUCGAGCCAGAAUCCGUCUCGCACCAUGGCGACCACAACUGCCAAGUACGCCACCUUUGGCACGCCACCGGCGACGCACCCGGCCGCGUCGGCCAACGCCUUUUCGCGCGCCUACUUUGGCUGGGCGCUGCCGCUCAUUCGCACGCCGCGCCAGCUCAACCUUGACGACGUGUGGCACCUUGCGCCCGAGACGACGUGCGCAACCAACUCGGCGCCGCUCGCGGCGGCCUACGCCGAGUCAUCGUCGGUCGUCAAAGCCUUUUUGCGGGCCUACGGCGGGUCGUACUUUCUUAUGGCACUCCUCGACUUGCUCCUCCGCCUUCUCGAGCUCGUCGGGCCCAUCGUGCUCAACAAGGUCGUCGGCGCUGUCGACGCGCCGUCAACAUUGUACCACUGGGUCGGUCUUCUCUGUCUCUCGAUGACGUCGCAUGCCUUUUUGCUCGCGCACUGCGCCGUCCUCGAAGAAACCACGUUGGUGCGGUUUACAUCAGGUCUAAAAGGCCUCUUGUUCCAGAAGCUCCAGCGACGCAGCCUCGUCGCCAACGACAACGUACCCGAGCUCGCCAACAUUUACACAGCCGACCUCGGCACGAUCGAGUGGGGUCUCCUCUCGCUUCUCGGCGUAUGGAUCCUCCCGUGCCAGAUUGUGAGCAUUGUCUACCUCCUCUACCAAGAGAUUGGCCUCGCCGUCUUUGCCGGCAUCGCCGUCAUUGUCGUGUCCAUGCUCGUCGGCGGGUACAUCUCGACAGUGGUCGGCACCGCCUACGACAACGUCAGCACGGCCCGCGACGUGCGCAUGAAGGCUGUCAAGGAGACCUUUGGCUCAGUUCUUAUUGUCAAGCUCCAGGCGUGGGAGCGCCAGGUUGCGGAGAAGCUCGCCAUCCUUCGCGGCACCGAGCUACUCUAUGUGUGGCAACUCGUGCGCACCGAGGCGUUUGGCAUCUUUUGCAUGUACGCCGCGCCGCUCGCCGUCUCGGUGGCCUCGUUUGUCUGCUACACGCUCGUGCUGGGACACACGCUGACGCCGGCCAAGGUCUUUACGUCCAUUGCCCUCUUCCGCAUGCUGCAAGAGCCAAUGAACCAAACGCCGGACAACGUCACGGGGAUCAUCGAAGCGUGGACCGCGAUUCGCCGCAUCGGCGAGUUUCUCAGCCAGCCCGACAAGCCGUUGCCGCCGCCCGUGUUGUCCACGGCUCCGGAGAUGGUGCUGGCCAUGGAAGGCAUUGAUGCGUCGUGGGACAAUGCGACCGUCCAUCUCGCCAAGCUCCACGUGAGCAUUCGCCGCGGGGACUUGGUCGUCGUGCACGGCAAGGUCGGCAGUGGCAAGUCGUCACUCUGCAUGGCGCUUCUCGGCGAGAUGCAUGCUCUCUCGGGGCGCAUGGCUGUCAACGGUCGCAUUGGCUACUGCCCGCAAGAACCGUGGAUCCAGCACAUGAGUCUUCGCGACAACAUCCUCUUUGGCCGCCCGCUGGACGCCUCUCGGUACGCAGCCGUCGUCGAUGCGUGUGGCCUUGUUGCCGACUUCGAGCAAAUGAAAUUUGGCGACGGCACGCUCGCAAGCUCCAAGGGCGCCAACCUCAGCGGUGGCCAGAAGGCGCGUCUCGGGCUUGCUCGUGCGGUCUACAGCGACGCGGACAUUCUUCUUUUGGACGCACCCUUGGCCGCCAUCGACGCCGUCGUUCAGAAAGAGAUCUUUACCAAGUGUAUUCUGUCGCUUCUCGCAACCAAGACGGUCGUUCUUGUGACGCACAACCGCGACAUCAUCGACUCGGUGCACGUCCACCAAGUGAUCGAGAUGGACAACGGUGGUAUCGUCGCGCACGUGCAGCGCAAGCCGCCGGCGCCGCCCGCGACGAUCCAGCACGCGUCGGUCGAGGUGGCGGUGGCCGCCAACGACCGCUGGGACGCGUACUUUAACGACGCGAUCGAUGACGACGACGACAAGGCCGAAUCCCAAGAAGACGAACACCGCGAAGAAGGCCAGGUCGCGGGUGACGUGUUUCGCCGCUUUCUGGCCGCGUGCGGCGGCGGCCCGACGAUCGCGGUCGUCGUUGCCUGUCAGCUGCUCUGGCAAGCCUUCCAGGUCGCGAGCGACUUUUGGCUCAGCCACUGGACGUCGACCGUCGUAGCCACGGAGAAGGACGAUGCAUCGUACUACCUUGGUAUCUACGGCGGUCUCUGUUUGGCGAGCGUUCUCAUGGUGCUCUUCCGCACGAUCACGGUCGCGAGAGCGGGUCUCCGCGCCUCGAAACACCUCUUUGAGACCAUGACGACGUCGCUUUUGGCGGCGCCGAUGCGAUUCUUUGACGCAACACCGAGCGGCCGCAUCAUCAACCGGUACGGCGACGAUGUGGCGACCAUCGACACGCGACUGCCGGUCAACUUUGGCUCCUUCUCGGCGGUCGCAGCGGUACUCAUUGCGUCAUUGGCCACCUCCAUCUUUGUGGUGCAAUGGGCCGGCCUUUGCUUCAUCCCGAUCUUUGUGCUCUACUUCAAGCUCACUGCGAUGUACCUGCGGCCGUCCCGCGACCUUGCUCGGCUCGCCAAGAUCACGUCGUCGCCCGUGCUGAGCUUCCUCGAUGAGAUCGAACACGGGUUCGUGUCGGUCCGCGCCUUUGGUGCCGCGUACUUGGCCAAGCAAGUCGACCGCCACGCCCAUCACGUUGAUAUGAAUGCACGCGUCGGGCUCGCCAAGGUUAUCGUCGAUCAGUGGUUUGAGCUCAUGGUGCAGCUUGCUGGCACGGGCGUCGUCAUGAUCGUCGUCCUCAGCCUUGUCUAUUUGCGGCCGUACCUCUCGGCCGGUAUCGUCGGUCUUGCGUUCAACUACAUUCUCGUGGCCAACGCGUACCUGGCCGACCUCGUCCAGAGCUGGUCGCGCCUCGAGCUCAGCAUGGUCGCUCCCGAACGCGUGCUCGAAUUUUGCGGGUUGACGUCCGAAGCCGACGCGCCCUCGUCAUCGCUUGUUGUCAGCGAUGACUGGCACCUCGCGCGCGGUGCCAUUUCGUUCAAGCACGUCAGCUUCCGGUACAAGCCAACGACCGACUUGGUGCUUCGCGACCUCUCGUUGGAGAUUGUGGCCGGCGAGAAGAUUGGCAUUGUCGGCCGCACGGGCGCCGGCAAGUCAAGUCUGACCAUGGCGCUCUUCCGACUAUACCCGCUCGUGUCGGGCGCCAUUUGCAUCGACGGCCGCGACAUUGCAUCUCUCUCGCUGCCCGCACUGCGCCGCCAGAUCUCGAUCAUUCCGCAAAACCCCGUCCUUUUCAAAGGCUCGCUGCGCGCGUACUUGGAUCCAUUCGAGGCAGAAACCGAUGCUGCCUUGUACGACGCACUGCGCAAAGUGCAGCUGCCCGUCGCGUCGCUCGACGACGAAGCCGGUGCCAACUGGAGCGUCGGCGAGCGCCAAAUGCUGUGCUUGGCGCGGGCCCUCCUCGCGCAAGCACGUGUCGUUGUCCUCGACGAAGCGACGGCCGCGAUCGACCACGCGACGGACCUGCACCUCCAGGAGGUCAUUGCAAGUGCCUUCAAGGACGCGACGGUCCUCACGAUCGCCCACCGGCUGCACACCGUCGUCCACUCGGACCGCGUGCUCGUGCUCGAAGCGGGCGAGGCCGUCGCGUUUGGCGCCCCCAAGGCGCUCGUCCAGGACGCUGGCAGUGUAUUCUACAACCUCGCAAAGGACGGUGGCGUCCUCGACCUUUUACUCGAGCAGCCCUCGGAUAAUCCAUCAAUGUGUUGAAUGGAAUAGUGAUAUAUUCAUGUAUCGAG